Messenger RNA from Alosa alosa (allis shad), 4843 nucleotides. RefSeq names its product cadherin 8 (gene cdh8). Gene Ontology annotation, cellular component: adherens junction; plasma membrane; axon terminus. Gene Ontology annotation, biological process: cell-cell junction assembly; homophilic cell-cell adhesion; adherens junction organization. NCBI's taxonomy places the organism in Eukaryota, Metazoa, Chordata, Actinopteri, Clupeiformes, Clupeidae. Bases 702 to 3110 code for a protein of 802 amino acids. Gene Ontology annotation, molecular function: cadherin binding; calcium ion binding. The record is from RefSeq and is a predicted model, not a curated record. The transcript is spliced from 12 exons.
GUUGGACAAUUUGCUGAGGAUGACAAGGGGGCUGUCAGUUGGAUAUUUCUGUGCAUAAGACCGCGGCUUGCUGCUAUACGCUGAUAGGCAGAGCUCAGUGGUGAUUGAUCGGUGAGUGGGGAAGAUUGACAGUGUGAGCUCUCCGAUUCUAUGACUCGGUGCGCAACAUUUUGCUUCGGUUGUGGUGCAUUUCUCUAGAAGAAACGUUUGUGUUGUUGCACUGAAACAGAUGUCUCUGACAAUCGCGCAGACUUCGUGGCCGCCUAGGUGAUACUCACAACUCGAGGAACAUCGUGAGUGGAUUUUUAGUAGUUUCAAUUAACAUUCUGACGUGUAUUCGUUUGAGGAUGUGCCACUGAAGAGGAUAUGUGCUUCAAAAGUGAUCUUUCAGAUCCAUGGUCCAGCGGAUGGAUGACCUACUGAGGGCAGCACACUCGCUCUGUCUCCCCCCGAGGCAGGCCACACCUUAUGAGGAGUGACCCUUGUGACAUCAUGAACUUGAGCUCUGGGUGGAGAGGAACGAGCAAGUCAUUAGUACUUACUUACUUAUUUACUUUUAUUUACUUACUUUUGACUUUUUUUUGUGUAAAUUUAAUUAUUUCACGACACGUCUGAGAUCAAGUCGCCAAAAAGACCCUCUCGUUGAGGAGAGAAAGAGGAUCCCCCGCCCCCCCCCCACACACACACCAUAAGUCACAGCAAUGCCCAAACGCUCCGAGGAGAUGCUGAGAGAGCUAUGGACCUCUCUCAUGUUUAUGUGGAUUACGUGCGUACCUUAUUCGUCCAUGGCGCCCUUGGCCAACCAGUCGAGAAGUUUACAAAUGGGAUCCGCGCCGGCCCCAAGUGAGCCACACGAAGGACAAAGAAUUCUGAGUCGUGCCAAGAGAGGAUGGGUAUGGAACCAAAUGUUUGUGCUGGAGGAGUUUAUUGGGCCCGAUCCAAUUCUUGUUGGCAGGCUCCACACUGAUUUUGAUGUGGGCGGCAAAAACGUCAAGUACGUGUUGUCAGGUGAGGGUGCAGGCACCAUCUUUUCGAUCAAUGACCAGACGGGGGACAUCCACGCCAUGAAAAAGCUGGACCGCGAGGAGAAGGCCGAGUACACGCUCACGGCGCUGGUCAUCAACAGGGACACCAACGAACCGUUGGAGCCUCCGUCCGAGUUCAUCAUCAAGGUGCAGGACAUCAACGACAACCCUCCGCAGUUCAUCGAUGGACCCUACCAGGCGUCUGUGCCAGAGAUGUCCUCAGUCGGAACCUCGGUCACUAAGGUAACGGCGACAGACGCGGACGACCCGGUGUACGGAAACAGUGCCAGGCUGGUCUACAGUAUCCUGCAGGGGCAGCCUUAUUUCUCUAUUGACCCCAACACCGCAACCAUUGGCAUCGCGUUGCCAGGGAUGGACCGUGAGAUUCGAGAUGAGUACAUGGUUGUCAUUCAGGCCAAAGACAUGGGUGGGCACAUGGGUGGACUGUCAGGGACAACAACAGUCACUGUCAGGCUGACAGACAUCAAUGACAACCCACCCAAGUUUGCCAAGAAUUUCUAUGAUUUUAUCUUCUCUGAGAGCCUGGGCUUAGGGAAACCAGGAGGGAGAGUAAAGGCGACUGACAAAGACAUCGGCGAGAAUGCCAAAUCCACUUACGCCAUCAUCACUGGCAACGAGAAGGGUGUCUUUGAGAUCACCACCGACAGCCAGACCCAGGAGGGUGUCAUCAUGUUGAAGAAGCCCCUGGACUUUGAGACCCAGAAGCACUAUAACCUGACGGUGGAGGCGACCAACGUGCGUUACGGACCCAAUGGCCCCUUCAAGGACACCACCAUUGUCCGAAUCGCGGUGGAGGACGCCGACGAGCCUCCCAUCUUCACAAGAGUGGCCUACAUGAUGGACGUGAAGGAGAACGCCCCAAUCAAUACCAUUAUCGGAUCAGUGACCGCACGCGACCCCGAUGCUGUCGGCAGCUCCAUCAGGUAUUUUAUUGAUCGGCACACUGACCUAGAGAGGCAGUUCAAUAUCAACGCGGAUGACGGCAAGAUUACGCUCGCCAAGCCACUGGACAGAGAGACUGACAUGUGGCACAAUAUCACAAUCACAGCCACAGAAAUCCCCCCUCUCUCUUUCUUAGGAAACCAGAGCCAGAUUUCACGGACCAGGGUGUCCAUUAGAGUCUUGGACAUCAACGACAAUGCACCCGAGUUUGCCACCGAAUACGAGGCUUUUCUGUGCGAGAAUGGGAAGUCCGGACAGGUGAUCCAGACAGUCAGUGCUGUAGACAAGGACGACCCAAUCCAGGGACACCUCUUUGAGUACCGCCUGCCCCCAGAAAUGCUCAACAACCCCAAUUUCUCCAUAAAAACCAAUGGAGAUAACACAAUAAGCGUCGUGGCCAAGCACGACACAUUCCGGCGACAGAAGCAAGAAAUGUAUUUCCUGCCCAUCGUUGUGACUGACAACGGCAAUCCACCAUUGAGCAGCACCAACACUCUGACCAUUCGCGUUUGUGGAUGCAGCAGGGAGGGCAUUGUGCAGUCCUGCAACGUUGAAGCUUAUGUGCUUCCCAUUGGUCUCAGCAUGGGAGCGCUGAUUGCGAUAUUGGCCUGUAUCAUUUUACUCUUAGUCAUCGUCGUGCUAUUUGUGACGUUACGGAGACACAAAAACGAGCCGCUGAUCAUCAAAGAUGACGAGGACGUGCGGGAGAACAUCAUCCGCUACGACGACGAGGGCGGCGGAGAGGAGGACACCGAGGCCUUCGACAUCGCCACGCUGCAGAACCCUGACGGCAUCAACGGCUACCUCCCGCGCAAGGACAUCAAGCCCGACCUGCAGUUCAUGCCCAGGCAGGGUCAGCACGGCGGGCCCAACGGCGUGGAUGUCGACGAAUUCAUCAACGUGCGGCUCCACGAGGCCGACAAUGACCCCACGGCGCCCCCGUACGACUCCAUCCAGAUCUAUGGCUACGAGGGCCGGGGCUCCAUAGCGGGCUCCCUCAGCUCCCUGGAGACGGCUUCCUCGGACUCGGACCAGAACUACGACUACCUCAGGGAAUGGGGUCCGCGCUUCAGAAGACUUGGGGAGCUCUACUCGGUGGGAGAGAGUGACAAGGAGACUUGACCUAAGACCAAUACAAACAUUGUUCCACCCCCCCUCCCGUUUCGUUGUGUAUUAUGCCACAUGGGUGACCAACAGUAGACACAAGCCACUACAAGAAAAACAAAAGGGGGGGAAGAGGCACCUUUUUAAUUCAUAGAGAGACGUGAAGCAUUCGUCAUCUACCACAUCAGUUGCAUCGUAAUGUUGAGCCGAGCUAAACAGUGUCUAUAUUAGGAGGUCUAUGAUUCUUGUGGAGUGUGAUUUAGAUUCUAUUAUCGAGUGUCUAGCAGUGUUUAUGGGUGUUCAUUGUUCACUGUGACCACCGGAAGCAUCAACAUCGGGAUUCUGGGUCAGUUCUUGAUGAGAAUGAGGAAGAGGAAGAGGAAGAAAGGGUGGAGACUUUGGGUCAUGAAGAGAGACAGACUGUCUUCCACAGCUUGCUGGACGCAUCUCGGCAGAGGCCAGGGCAAAGGCAACACUCCCCAGCUAUCAGAGAUCUCUUACCGUUCAAUCAGAGAGAAAGAAAAAUAACAACAAAAAUUGACCAAAAAGCAAUAUACUGUAUCGAUCCGCAUUACUUUGUUGAAUGUAUUUAUGAUUUACUAGAGAACUAGGCAUAAAAGAUUACAAAGUAUUGGCUUUAAUAGGCAUUAGUUGAGGUAAUAUUUGAUACUUUAGGUGGCCAAGUUUAUUUACCAACUGGACGAGCCAGAUGGCUUGCUUUAUACAACUCUUUGUAUUCACAUGCUCCUGAUGUGGUUCGCACUCAAAGAAUAUUAGCCUAUUAAAAGUGUGACUUAAGUGAAGACAACAAAUGGAAAUGUAGAAACAUUGAGGCCUUCUUUUUACAGAAGCGAGUAUUAAAUACAGAUGUAUUCAACUGUUUUUGGAAAUUGAUGUGUUUCCUCAAAGUAGUAUGAUUUAUAUGUCAGUGUGUAAAUAUUCAUUGCCAGUUGUCUUUUUUCGUGCUAAAGGUAAAUUUGUGUCACUUCAAGUCUAAUUUCCUUCCUUAUUUCACAUUUCUUUCUUAUUAAGUUAAUUCUACUAAAUCUCUAACCAAGACGCUCUUUUGUAAAAGCUAUACCAUACUGUAAAUGACACAGUAAGCUCACUGGCAGGAGCUACAUGUCACUGUAAAGACUAUGACGACUCCCAUUUAGAGAUUAGAAGAAAAAGGUGGUAUUACACAGUAUGUGAAUAUGGACAAAAUUACUGUGGACAACAUUGUCAGUGAUUAUUUAAGCACAAUAGCUGGAUAAAUUGAGUUCUUAUCUGACCCCUGGAAACUUCAAGCGAAUAUAUUUUCUAUUAGACAUUUUAUCAGACAAAAAAAUAAAUAAUUCAAAUAAAGUACAAAAUGCAGACAUUUUGCGUAUUGUCUUACCCUGUACCAUACUAAGGAAAACAAAGCAAAAACAAACAAACAAAAAAAACAUUAUCUGUAAAUAGAGUUUCUGCUGAUGUUCUUAGCUUUCUUUGAGCGAUAGGUUGUGUCCAUGCACGCUAGCUCAUGCACUUGAGGAUCUAAAAUGGCACUUCAGCUGCGUGCAUUCUACUUGAUUUAUACAGUAUAUGGCAGUUCUCAGUAGACUGAACAGUAUAUAUAUAUAGGGGAUAGUCUUACCUGCAGAUCAUAUUUUCUACUGUGCUUUACUGCUUAUAAACUUGUAUGUUUAAUUAUUUACUCUCCGUAUUGUAAUCUAAGAUAUCCAUGUAUUGUUUCCUACUUUGUGAAAUAUAUUUUUAUAAAUAUU